AUGAGUGAUAGUAAUAAAAAUAGUGGUAAUAGACGCUACCGACCGUACGAUCCGAGUCAAUCGGGUCAUCGCCUAACACAUAGAACUGGUAGUAGAUCAUCUUCAUCAGCUGAUGAUGACAAUGAUGAUGCUAGUCCUGGUUCGGGUAGAAGUAGUCAGCCACGGAUGCCAUCACCACCAGCUGUUGACCCAAUGGAAGCAAUAAACAGACUGUUGGCCACUAGAGAUCCGUUUACAGGACAACCGUUGACAGUACCACCAUCACCACCACCACAACAUACUGGACAACAACAUCAACAGCAAUGGCUACAACAACAGCAACAAACAAGAGCACCAACUAUGGGUCAGUUGCCUGAAUGGCAGCGACCAUCAGAAUUAUGGGGACAGCAACCGAUGCCGUUAUAUCGAGCAACGCCACUGAAACUAAAACAGCCAUUAUCAACAUACACACCGACGGCAUCGGCGAUACAGCAACGGCCACAACGUCGUCCGCCGCCGCCGGCAACGUACACUCUGAUGUCAUUGGUAGAACCGCAACCAUUUGUGGCACCGGAACCACCUGAACAACAAUCGCCAAAACAGUCAAAACGUCUUAGACUACUAUUGUCUUCGUCGUCAUCGUCGUCAUCACCAACAUCUGCUACAUUGAAACAAGCAUCUGUUGUUGCUGCCGAUGAUGAUCAAUUAGAUCCAACAAUCCGGCCACAAGAAGCCCAACAAAUACAACAACAACUACAGGCCGUUCAAUCAGUACGGCCACAGUCGCCAGAGACUACACUCCGUUUACAGGCACCUCUGUCACCGUAUUCCUAUGUCAGACAACGGUAUCCCAAUUGGACAGAUGUUGGUAAACAGUUUGAAGAACCGAUACCCAGCGGACAGCCGCUGCCGGACAAUGAAAUGAAAGUGAUCAAAAAAAACGGUAUCAAAUUUAGAAGCCGUCUGGGCAAAGGUGGCUACGGAUCGGUAUAUGAGUGUCAGCUAACAAAACCAUUGGAGGACAGGACUACGUUUCCCACAGAUGGGUUGGCCGUAAAAAUCUUAUCGUUGAAUAAGUACAACACUAGCGGCCGAACACCCUAUGCGGCACUCAAAGAGAUUGUAAACGAGUAUCGAUUGCAAAGUAAAUUAAAACACGACAACAUUGUGUCGUCGAUUGAUUUUUUAAAUUUAAAAGAUACCGAAACAGAGUUCCCAAUUAUCAGACAAUUGCAUUUUAUGGAGUUAUGUAACGGCACUCUACUGGAUCUGUUGGGCCGUUUUGGUCGGAUGGGCGAAACAGAUGCCAAACAAUGGUUUCGUCAUAUUAGUCACGGGCUCCGGUAUCUACACUCCAGGGCUAUCUGUCACAUGGAUAUCAAGUGUCUGAACAUACUUUACAAGGGUCAGUAUCCGGGUUCGGCUGUAUUCAAAUUGGCUGACUAUGGUCUGGCCGGUUAUAGAGAUAAGAUUACUGGUAAAUAUGGAACCACUAGGUAUAUGGCACCGGAACAGGGCGAUAAAGUAAAGGUUAGUACCUAUCCGUGCGAUAUCUGGUCGCUGGGUUUGACACUGUGCGAGACAUUGGGCGGCGUACACCAGGAGCAAGUGGUAAAAAAUCAGUUCCAAAUGUUGACCAAUCAGGGACAGUAUGAUGUAUUCAAGACUACUACCUCAUUGAAGAUCGACACCUAUGAGUUUGUACAAAUGGUUAACAGUAUGCUGUCGAUAACACCGACUGAUAGACCUACUUGUGACCAAUUGGUUCAUUGUAAUUGGUUUCGGCUUCAAUGA
Oppia nitens is the source of this 1773-nucleotide messenger RNA. RefSeq lists its product as uncharacterized. The coding region runs from base 1 to 1773 and encodes 590 amino acids. Gene Ontology annotation, cellular component: cytoplasm. Gene Ontology annotation, biological process: protein phosphorylation. NCBI's taxonomy places the organism in Eukaryota, Metazoa, Arthropoda, Arachnida, Sarcoptiformes, Oppiidae. Gene Ontology annotation, molecular function: protein serine/threonine kinase activity; ATP binding. The transcript has a single exon. The record is from RefSeq and is a predicted model, not a curated record.